UCCGGAAGUGACAGUAACAGAGACUGCGCAGGGGGCCUGAGCGGGAGAGUCCUGGCGAGGGCGCUGGCCGAGAGGCGGUCGGCUUGUAGCAGGUCCCGCACUCCAGCCUCUCGCUGCCAGGGCUUGCUCUCUGCUUGUCCUGGACUGAGGUGCCCAUGACGGAGUCAUCCGAGGAGGAAAAAAUCUGUUCCGGGUGAGCCCAGGCCGCCCCGGAUAUGCGAUGGCUGAGGAGCAGACACCAGGGACCACACUGAGGUGGGAGUCAAGGCGGGGAAUAUAAGCACGAUUUUAGUGGUCUUUGUCCCACCAGAGUGGGAGCAGGCUCUCCUGAAUGUUGAGACCAACCUGGCUUACCAGGAUAUUUCUUCCUUGGGUUGGGUUUCAGACCAAGAUACUGGAUUCUCCUAGUUAAGAUAAAAAGCUCUGGGUGCCUGACAGUGAAAAUGGUGUAAUCUGCGUUAACAGUUCACAGCUUGAAGGCAUGACAGUUAAAGAACACACAUGGACUUGUGGCACAUGGAAAUGUGCGCACAGAAAAAGGAAAUCUAUAAUUCUUUAAAAGUAGGAAGGCAUUCUUCCUUGCCAAAAUGGGUACAUUCUGUUCAGUUAUCAAGUUUGAAAAUCUACAAGAAUUAAAGAGACUGUGUCACUGGGGUCCCAUCAUAGCCCUUGGUGUUAUAGCAAUAUGUUCUACAAUGGCCAUGAUUGACUCUGUGUUGUGGUAUUGGCCCUUACAUACAACUGGAGGAAGUGUGAAUUUCAUCAUGUUGAUAAAUUGGACUGUCAUGAUUCUUUAUAAUUACUUCAAUGCCAUGUUUGUCGGUCCGGGCUUUGUCCCUCUGGGGUGGAAACCGGAAAUUUCUCAGGAUACCAUGUAUCUCCAGUAUUGUAAAGUCUGCCAAGCAUACAAGGCACCACGUUCACAUCACUGCAGAAAGUGUAACAGAUGUGUGAUGAAGAUGGACCAUCACUGUCCUUGGAUCAACAACUGUUGUGGUUACCAAAAUCAUGCUUCGUUCACACUGUUUCUCCUUUUAGCACCACUGGGUUGUAUCCAUGCUGCUUUCAUUUUUGUGAUGACUAUGUACACACAGCUUUAUCAUCGGCUCUCCUUUGGGUGGAACACAGUGAAGAUCGACAUGAGUGCAGCCCGGAGAGAUCCUCUUCCAAUUGUUCCAUUUGGAUUAGCUGCAUUUGCUACCACCUUGUUUGCCUUGGGAUUAGCUUUAGGAACAACCAUAGCUGUUGGGAUGUUGUUUUUUAUCCAGAUGAAAAUAAUUCUCAGAAACAAAACUUCUAUUGAGUCAUGGAUUGAAGAGAAGGCUAAAGAUCGAAUUCAGUAUUAUCAACUGGAUGAAGUCUUUGUUUUUCCAUAUGAUAUGGGAAGUAGAUGGAGGAACUUUAAACAGGUAUUUACGUGGUCAGGGGUCCCUGAAGGAGAUGGACUUGAGUGGCCAGUAAGAGAAGGCUGUCACCAAUACAGCUUAACAAUAGAACAGUUGAAACAAAAGGCAGAUAAGAGAGUCAGAAGUGUUCGCUAUAAAGUAAUAGAAGAUUAUAGUGGUGCCUGCUGCCCUUUGAAUAAAGGAAUCAAAACCUUCUUCACAAGCCCCUGCACUGAAGAGCCUCGAAUACAGCUGCAAAAAGGGGAAUUCAUUUUAGCCACAAGAGGUUUACGAUACUGGUUGUAUGGAGACAAAAUUCUUGAUGAUUCCUUUAUAGAAGGGGUCCUUAAGACUGAUUUUCAUCAUGGUCCACAAGGCAAGAAACACCACAACUUUUAUAAGCUUGGAUCUUCUCAUUCUGAACCCAACUAUACAAAUUUCCUGUAGCUACAAGAACCAGCAUGGUUUGUGACUGAAAUGCGCUAUUAUUAAAAUGAUAUAUUACCUGUAAGCUCUCCCCAUGUACAAAAAUUUGUAACACUGGUUGACUCCUGUUGUAGAUAUUUUCUAUCUUCUCUGGCGCAAUGUAUUCUCCUUGGGCCAGCUUGAAAAUGUUCUUUUUACGGUCGAUGAUCUUCAGAGUUCCAUUCUACAUGAGACAGAUGAAAGUAUCAGUAUUUUUGAGCCACAGAGAUGAUAUCAGUGGGGAGAGUGGUGAAGUCACAGUCAUCUUUCUUCUCCAAAGCUGAUUUCUCCAGAGACUUUUGAGCUGUCUUUCAUUUCUCUUUCUUGGCUUUGGUGAAAGGGGAGGGAAGCAUCAUGCAGCAAGAACCUGUCUUUACUGUAUAUCUAUGUGGAGAGUCAAUGUGCAGCCUCAGAGAAAGUCUCCUGGAUCUGCUGGAGUUAUGCAAAUUGAUGCCUCAUCCAAGGAAGAAAUUGCGCAGCUCUCAAUUUCCAAUCACUAAUUUCCAAUUAGUUCAUUUUCAGAACUCUCAGCAAUAGAGGUGUUGUCUUUUGUUUAGACUUUUGAUUUGAUUUGAAUAGUUCUCCCACUGUUUGACUCCCUGUUAUGUUUUCCUCCUUGUUAGAUCUGGGAGCAGGCUCAAACAGCUCCACUGUGCUAAUCAAGCAAGUCAAUUACUGGGCUUGUUAGGACAGCAACAGGGCUGAGAGGACUCUGACCAGCCACCAAAGGUCAUUUGCAGCUUCAUUUCUCUGAACUAAUUGGUCUGAGGAGCUUAGGUCUUUAGGGAUUUGAAUUGUAGAAUUGGGACAAAUGGCAAAUACAAUCCACAUGCUAACACCCUAAGUAGGGCGACUACCUAAACCAACUCUGGAACUAUCACAAGGCCGACUCGAUAAAUUAGCCAUCAAUUCAGCCUAACGUUCAUUAUCUGAAAGUGAUUAAUAAAGUGCAGCCUUCUAUAA
Messenger RNA from Pongo pygmaeus (Bornean orangutan), 2813 nucleotides. It is a transcript of the gene ZDHHC6, whose product is annotated as zDHHC palmitoyltransferase 6. The record is from RefSeq and is a predicted model, not a curated record. NCBI's taxonomy places the organism in Eukaryota, Metazoa, Chordata, Mammalia, Primates, Hominidae. Gene Ontology annotation, molecular function: palmitoyltransferase activity; protein binding. The transcript has 12 exons. The coding region runs from base 588 to 1832 and encodes 414 amino acids.